AUGAGAUUGCUGACGUACCAAUUCCAAGAUACGUACGUGAAAACCGAAAUUUCUAUCCUAUCAAUUUUGACUAGAAUCGUUUAUUUGGCACCAGAACAGUGAAAAGGAAAUCGGUAAUUUGAUCGUAAAUUUAGCAUGCCAAUAAUAGAAACACGUGUUACAAAUAGCUCUGUUACUCUCUGUCUCGCUCACUUGGUUAGCUGCACGGUUUCCUCUGCACAAUCUACAAAAGCAAAAAUAGUCCGUCAGUAUGGUCUCAAAUAGAUUUAGUUGUUCUGUGGGGUGUUUAAGAUGUUCAAGACGAUUCAAAAGCUCUGGGGCUACAUGGCGACAUAUGUUGAAGUCUCACGAACUCGCUAUUCGACCUGUUCAGUUUUUCAACGAAAAUAACUCACUCGUGACUGUAGUAAAUCCUACUCUUAUAUCACCUCAAUCGAUUCAGUACGCGUCUUACACCGGAAUGGUUGGUUACCGUCCAAGAACGAGUAAAUGAAGCAUUGCAUCCAGCUCUACCAGGUAUUAUUAAUACUAUAUAUCGGUGAUGUUUAUGAUUAUUCAAACGCAUUAAGCAUUUUGUUAACUUGUUAUAGCUUGUUAACUGUUAGUUUGCGCGUUCCACGUUUAGCGUCUAGCGAGGCAUGUACCUGGCUUAAUUAAGUUAACAGCUUUACUUUUAAAUUUUAUAUUUUACUUUUAUAUUUUAGGACGAUGGACGAGAGUAGAAGACCCGUGUGUCCCAGAAGAAUUUGUGCUUCAUUUCUUAGCAAGAAUUCUGGACGAAACUGACCAGGUUAUAUCACCCCACAGCAUAAAGUACCUGAGUCACAGAGGUUUACCGUACAAGGCUCAAACGCAAAAGAUAUCAUACCGAUUAUAUGAUUUGGUUGCCUUGCAAUGUGCUCUCGAAGAGCAGAAGACGAUUCAACUGUGUCAAUCCGCCGCAUUUCGGCAUCAUGAAAAAGUUCAGACGGCUGAAAAUAGAAAGAAGCUUUCUAUGAAAGAAAAAAUUGAACGGAUGAAAGCUUCUGCGAACGUAAGAUACUCUGAAAGAACUGAACUUCCAACAUCACGCAGCUCGCUAGUCGUAUCAGUGGGUGAAGGAAGGUCGACCAGAGAAGCAGAAAUUAUUUAUUGGCCAAGUCUGUAUGACGUUUCAAAGCGCUGCAAAUUUCAAUUGCGAUUUUUUAUCCAGAAAUGUGACUACCAAUGA
Molecule: messenger RNA, 1210 nt
Organism: Paramuricea clavata
Lineage: Eukaryota; Metazoa; Cnidaria; Anthozoa; Malacalcyonacea; Plexauridae
Source: the annotation of a GenBank genome assembly